Messenger RNA from Owenia fusiformis, 1580 nucleotides. NCBI's taxonomy places the organism in Eukaryota, Metazoa, Annelida, Polychaeta, Sabellida, Oweniidae. The record is from the annotation of a GenBank genome assembly.
AUGUCCAGAAUAUUGUCUGCAAUCGGACGAAGGAUUGGUAGAAGAGCAGUGAUACCUGAAAUGUUGACUUCAAAUGUUAGAGGACUCUCGUUACUUUCAGAAGACAUCUUGAGGUCGGAUGUGGAAAAAUGGAAAAAUGAUAGAGUUGUGUUCGCAUGGCAAGGAGAAGACCACAGGCCAAUAACAAAGGCUCUAGAAAUCAAGGAGGGGUCAACCAUAUUUAGCAUAGCAUCUGCAGGUUACAACCCUUCGAUGCUGCUUCUAGAAAACCCAACCAAGGUUGUCAUGGUUGAUAACAACCCUACUCAGAUUGCCUGGUGUAUGCUUUACUUCAGUGCCAUCAAGAAUCUUACAUAUGAAGAGUUUCGAAGCCUGGUUGGAUUCGGUGAAGGAGCUACAACCACCCCCGAUGAAAGAGGAAGAAUUUACGACAGUCUUAGAGGUUCAUUGCCGAGUAAAGCAUUAGUCUAUUGGGAUUUCCAUCGUGACAACAUGAGCAAGUCGGGAAUGUACUUAUUUGGGAACUACAUUCGUCUCUGGGGUUUGGGAAGAUUCGUACCAAUAGCUCAUAGCCAGGAAACUUUGGACAAGUUUUUAAGUUUUGCAGAUAUUGACAAGCAACGCUCUUUCUAUGAGGAACAAUGGGACUCAUGGCGCUGGCGAAGAGCCUUUCAAGAAGCGCUUGCAUCUGAGCAUUUCCCAGCUGUGUUUCGACCGUUCAUGGAUCUACUUGCUCAAAAGUGGUUGAAUCGCUUCCUGGAAAUUUGCAUUAAUAUUCCUAAUGUAGACAAUCCCCAAAUUGAGAUACACCUAACUAACAAAAUCUCGGGAAAAUACGGUUUACCAGAUUUCUGGAGACGAGAAAAUUUCGCCCCGAUCCGUGAGCGCCUUGAUAGGUUUGAACUUAUCCACAUUGACGUAAAUGAAUACUUCGAACGUACAUCUGAAAAUUUUGAUGGCUUUGUUCUAUCAAAUGUAGGAGAUGUGUACAGCAAAGGUGAACACGACCAAUAUGUUACAAGAGCAAUUAAGCGUGGAAAGCCUGGAAGUAGGAUCACAUACCUCUCUAUCGCCGGAACAAAUAAAGGAUGGCCUGAUGCUGAAAAGGACAACAUUCGUGUUGAGCAAGAGCUGUCUGAAAGUCUGAUACAAGGAAAAGAACGGGGCAUUUUCUGGGAUGAUUUACAUAUUGCUACUUUGAAAUAAUCAAAUCGCAACUACUCAGAAUAGUGGAGUAUGUGCUGAAAAUAGGUGUUUACUAGACAGGUUUCUAGGUGUUCACUCAAAGUGUUCAUUAAGGUUUUACCGUACAUGUAUGAAUUUAUUUAUUGAAAAUUGAAAUGAACAUAUGAAUCCUACGAUGAACAUCUAUAUGAACCCUGGGAUGUAUCCACCCCUAUUCCCUCUUAGCAGUUAACUAUCUAAUACAUGAUUUGUUAUUGUCAUUAUUAACACGGUUAGGUGCAUCCUCUUAAAAGUAACUAGCCAUUUAAGCACACCAUUGGAAAGCUUUGUUUGUCAUUUGAGCAGAUUGACGUUUAACAACUGAGAAAUCAAACAUUACGUAUUAAUCUUUAAAA